Molecule: messenger RNA, 1131 nt
Organism: Aspergillus aculeatus ATCC 16872
Lineage: Eukaryota; Fungi; Ascomycota; Eurotiomycetes; Eurotiales; Aspergillaceae
Exons: 3
Coding region: 1-1131 (376 amino acids)
Biological process (GO): lipid metabolic process
Molecular function (GO): phosphoric diester hydrolase activity
Source: RefSeq, a predicted model, not a curated record
AUGCGAGGACUGGGAAUUCUGGCCCUUGCCCCUUUGGCAGCUGCAAAAGCUUUGCAUUCGCGACAGACAGCAUGCAACAACUCGCCGUCCCUGUGCUCCAAAUCCUACGGUGAGAUUACUCAUCUAGGCGCACAUGAUAGUCCGUUUCUCCGGGACGCAUCGACAGAUUACUCAACAUUCGGAGAUCAAUAUUACAACACGACACUACAACUUGAGGCGGGCGUACGUCUCGUAACGGCGCAAGUGCACAAGUCAGAUUCAGAGUGGCACUUAUGUCAUACCAGCUGUGACUAUCUAGAUGCAGGCAAGUUAAGCACAUGGCUAUCAGAAAUCAAAACAUGGCUAGACUCCAACCCAAACGAUGUGGUCACCGUCCUGCUGGUCAACUCGGACGAUGCAACAGCAUCGGAUCUUCACUCGGAGUAUGAGACGGCAGGUAUUGGGAACUACACCUACACGCCUACCUCACAGACCUCCGCGCCCAGCUCCUGGCCCACUCUACAGGAGCUGAUCAACGACGGUACUCGGUUGAUAUCAUUUGUGGCAUCGCUAAGCGCCUCGAGCAACACGGUGGCUCCAUACCUGAUGGACGAGUUCACCUACCUCUGGGAGAACCCCUACGAUGUGACCUCGGCGUCGAAUUUCUCUUGUACACCCGACCGUCCAACAACCGUGAAGAAUGACUUGUCUGCUGCGCUUUCAUCCAACCGGCUUCCCUUUAUGAAUCACUUUCUUUACCAGACUACUAUCCUUGAUAUUGAGUACCCGAAUGUAAGCUAUGUGGGCACAACUAAUGCCCCCUCCGGCGGCACGGGCAAUCUCGGCGAUACUGCGAAGAAGUGUAAGAGUGCUUACAAUGGCCGGCAACCGACUUUCAUCCUGGUGGACUUCUUCAACAAGGGACCCGCCAUCUCGACGGUGGACAGUCUGAACAAUGUCACCGACGCUACCGGACGCGCCAACCUCACGUCGACUACUCAAACGAGCUCCGCCUCCACGUACUCGAAUGUGUUCAAGGGACUGGUGGAAACGGUUCAGAAAGCAAUGGACGGAGCGAAUCCCAGCAUGGGGGAAUGGAUCUGGGCCGGCGGGGACUGGGGCAGCUUGUUGGGCGGUGGGAUUGCUCUUUAA